AAGGAAUCCUUUCCAAACACCCCUAAAACCUGAAACAAGACCAGAAUUCAAACUAGGAGGGAAAAACGGUGAGCAAUGUGGUCUGAGCAGUAGCUAUGGCGAACUUCUCGAGCCUUCUGCUCCAACUCCGUGAACGCAUAGCCAGGCCGCGGAACCAGGAAAACGACGAAGAUUUAGUGGUUCUCUUCCGCGGCGUUCUCCCCAAUCUCCUCCACACCUAUGUUGUCCCGUCGUCUUCCUCCGCAGUUGUUUAUUUGGACUUCUCGUCUAGACAAACAGAGAGAGGUCGUUGCCAUACUAAAACUCUCCGCACAUGUCGCCACCAACUACCCGGGAGUGUUUUAUCACGGCAACCCCGCCGCAGUGUUGCCCGUGAUUGGUCGCAUACUACCUUUCUUUGCCGAACCUGCAUUUCAGGAUCAACAUGGGGUGAUAUUUGAAACACUUGUAUCCUUGUUGUCGGUGCUUCGUGGUGGGGACCGAGAUGCAUAUCGCCAAUUUUUUAUGGAUGCAAUGUCAAUGGUUGAAGAUCUUGCAGAUGUGACUUUAGUUAUAGACUGGAAAUGCAAUAAAGGAUCAAGGACAGUGUCCUUGAAGUGUUUCCAGGAAUCAUUUUCUCGAUUUUGGGACGAUCCAUCAAUUUUCUGCGAUCUUCCUCAGUGCUGUAAAGCAGAUGAUAGUACCAGCAUGCUGAUUAAUCUUUCUGGGAAAGAAAGAUGUCAACCUUUUGCUUCUUUUGCUAUCAAGUUCCUUUCUCAAUGCUUAACUGAAGGAACUCUUUAUGUUGAAGGACUCUUGAAUACUUCUUUCGUCUGGGUAGUCUGCAAGCUUUUGUGCUCUGGAGAUACUGACCUGCACAUGGUAUGUUUUGACUUUUUACGCCUUGUUGGGACCUUGAGUUAUGAGAUGAUUCCUGCUGAAAGAUUAAUACAACUGAUUGCAUAUAUAUUACGGGAAGGCAAAGGACUUCCAGUCUUCAGAAACACCAUGUACGAUUCAUCCAUGGGGGGAUGCCUUCACUUGUUACACUCCCAUUGUCCAGUUGAUGUUGUCAGGUCAACUGCUGUGGAUUUGAUGAAUGUCUUUCCCCAUUCAUUGCUUGAAACAAGAAGUCAAGAACUCAAGAGUGCUCUCUGCAGUGUAUACUCUCGCAUUGUUGAAUAUUGUCCACCUCAUAUCUGGAGACCCGAAUAUCUUAUUGAUUUGCUUUACUCUUCAAGGCCCAUAAUCCCAUUAAUAGAGUGUUUUGAUGCUGCUUUAUCUAGACUGCAAUCUGAUUCUUGUGGAGGAAAAAUGACUAUUGAUGGUGCUACGUAUUUAUCAUGCUCAAACUCCAGUCGAUCUGAGAAACCAAAAGUUGGAGAUAAAAGACCUCAAAACAGCAGUGAGACACCCCUAGCAAAACUUCAAAAGGUUGAUGGUGAAUUUGUGGGUUCUGGCAUGAAAUGUGAUGAGUUAAAUAAGCUUGUAUGUGAAUCUACAUCGGCACGAGAGAAAGACUAUGCUGACCAAAUGCAUAGCUCGUUGAAGGUAUUCGUGCAACUUCUGGGACCUCCUAUAGAAGAUGUAAACUCAUUGGCACCGGAAGUUGCACUGACAGCUCUCAGUACACUCUGCAUUGUUUUCUGUAAAUACCCAUAUAACAAUCUCUUGCUUCUCUUUCUUCAAGUAUUACAGCACAUGUAUGGAUGGGUUUCUUGGAUACAUAAACAGGUGAGCCAAGGACUUCCAAUACCCUUUGAUUUUUCAAUAGUACUAGAAGCUGUUAACAACCUUUUGGUUCUAAAAGGCUCCUCUGUGGAUGAUACAUUUCUGAAGAGUUUGAGUGGUCUUCUAGAUAUCAUGCAACCAUUAUUAAGGCUUCCAUGGUCCAGUUCUGUAUCAAUUAUUUCCCUCCCACCAUGGAAGGCAAAGUGCCACUCACUGCAAGUACUGUCAAAGAUUGGACCACUGUUGCAAAAUGGAAAUGGUCUUGAAAUUUUGGAUUUGGGUCUUUCUGAUGAAAUGGAGGAGGUUAGAAGAGAGGCUGUCUUUUCUAUGCCAAUGAUAGUCAUGUGGUGCGGUUUUGGUUUACUAAUGCCUAUAUUCAAGAGAUUGGAAGCAGGAUUAUUGGGAAAGAGAUGGAUGGACAAACUAAGAGAGUCAUCCCCCAUACACUUGGUUGUUUGGCAUGCCUUUAUGGAUCUUAUGGUGCUAGUGCUGCUCUAUGUGAAAGUAAAUGCAAAUUAUAUAUGCAGAAGAACAGAAUACAAGAUUUGAAAGUGGAUGGUCGUUUGAGAUUUUGGUGCUCAAAAUGUGACACAAAUGCAUUCAUUAAUGGACGGAAUUCAGAACUUCUACACUUGGUCAACACUCAUGAUAUAGAAGAUAAUGCCACAGAUUGUGAUUAUAAUAAUUUGCAAUCCUUCUUCUUCCGAUUGCUCUAUGAUGAGUCAUUGGAAGACACUCAAGUUGCUUGUGUUGAUUCGAUUCAGCGAAUUCUUCUCCACGUGACCAAAAGUAUUCUGAUCACAACAAGGUGUGACUGGUUAAAGUGUAUUGAUUACCUACUCCUGCACAGGAGAAAGGCUGUGAGAGAAGCAUUCUGUUCACAGAUCAGCUUUUUCCUCAAGGAACCAAUUCUGGACUGUUUGUUCUUGGAUGAGGCAUCCAGCAAAGCCAAAGAACAAAAGUUCUUGGAAAAAUUAAAAGAUGCUCUAUCGGCAACUGAAGAUCCGUUGAGGUUAGAAACUCUUCUAGAAGCCACAGCAAAUAUUAUGAAUGCAGUUGAUAUACAGAGCCAGGUCUUUUUCACCUCCCUAAUUUUGAUAGUUGAGAAGCUUGAUAAUCCUCACUUGGCAGUGAGGAUAAUAGCAGCAAGAUUGAUAAAAGGAUCUUGCUACUUCCAUCUUAAAGGGGGAUUUGAAUUGAUCCUUUCCAGAGUUCCUUGUCUCAGAAAUAGAUUGUAUGAUUAUCUGUCUUCAAGGCUUGUAAGCUCUCCAGAACUUGUUGAAGAGUUUGCAGUGGGUGUGCUUGAUGUUGGGACUCAAGUACUUGUGAAAAGAAUGGUGCCUUUUGUUCUUCCAAAGCUCAUUGUCACACACCGGGACAGUGAUAAAGUAGAUACAACCUUGGAAGCAUUAGCCAAGUGUUCAGAUGAGGAUUUGGUGCCCUUUGUUGUUAAUAGGCUUCCUAAAGUACUUGCUUAUGCUCUACAUCAAGCUGAUGGUCAAGAUUUAAUCUCUGCCCUUCGGUUCUACCAUGAGAAAACAAAUUCUGAUAACCAAGAGCUUUUCACUGCUACACUGCCCUUCCUCUUGGAUGAACUUGUGUGUUUUACUGAUGAAGAUGUCAGAGAAAUAAACAAAAGGUUGAGGAGGGUACCUGAGAUGAUAAAAGAAGUUGCAAGAAUUCUUACUGGAAAUGAAGAUCUUCCUGAAUUUUUGAGGAAUCAUUUUGCUGGUCUCCUUAAUAGCAUUUAUCGGAAAAUGCUUCAUGCAGAUGACAUAUCACUUCAGAGACAAGCUUUUAAACGGAUUAAGAUGCUUAUUGAUCUGAUGGGUUCACAUCUUAGCACUUACGUUCCAAAACUUAUGGUUCUUCUCAUGCAUGCUAUAGAUAAGGAACCACUCCAGGGUGAUGGCCUUUCUGUUAUCCAUUAUUUUGUGAAGCAACUAGCACCAUCUAGCACCAAACAUGUGAUUUCUCAAUUGUUUGCUGUUCUUGUUCCCUUCUUAGAAAGAGAGAAAGAAAAACCAUCACUGCACACGCCUAAAGUCGUGGAGAUUUUGGAAGAACUUGUGAUCCAAAAUAGAGAAAUCCUAAAAGAACAUAUUCACGAGUUCCCUCCAUUACCCAAUAUUCAUGCUCUUUCUAAAGUGACUAGUAUAAUACAAGAAGCGCGCGGCCCAGUGAACUUAAAGGAUCAAUUGCUAGACAUUGUUGAUGGGCUUAAUCAUGAAAAUCUGAAUGUUAGGUAUAUGGUGGCAUCUGAGUUGAGUAAACUGCUGAACCUAAGAAGGGAGGAUGUCAUGGCUGUAAUUACUAAAGAAGGCGAUCCAAUCACGGAUGUAAUGAGCUGCUUUAUUACAUCCUUACUUAAAGGGUGCGCAGAAGAAUCAAGAACUAUGGUUGGGCAGCGGCUGAAGCUGAUUUGUGCUGAUUGUCUCGGGGCACUAGGUGCUUUAGAUCCCGCAAAAAUCAAGGGAUUUUCAAACACGCGCUUUAAAAUUGCAUGUUUGGACGAUGAUCUUAUUUUUGAGUUGAUCCACAAACAUCUAGCCAGAGCUUUCAGAGCUGCCCCAGACACUAUUGUUCAAGACUCAGCUGCUUUGGCUAUACAAGAACUUCUUGAGAUUGCAGGUUGUAAGGCAUGUCUUGACAAAAGUGUUUCAGCUUCCACAUCACAGAGAAUGUGCAAGCAACCUCUGAAGUCACUCGUAUCUAAUCCAAAAAGCCUUGGAAGUUGCAAAGAUUUAUAUGAAAGGGGUCAGAGAUUGUGGAAUCGGUUCUCUGAUUAUGUCAAAGAGAUCAUAGCUCCUUGUUUGACUUCAAAAUAUGAGCUUCUUAACGUGUCAGAUUCAGCAUCUUCUGGUGCCAUUUAUCGCCCAUCUAUGUCAUUCAGAAGAUGGAUAUAUUUCUGGAUAAAAAAAUUGACUGUACAUACAAUAGGUUCUCGGGCCAGCAUUUUCAAUGCAUGUCGUGGUAUAGUCCGUCAUGACAUGCAAAUUGCAAUGUAUCUUUUGCCGUAUUUAGUCUUGGAUGCUGUGUGCCAUGGAACUGAGGAGGCCCGCCAUGGUAUAACUGAAGAAAUUCUAGCUGUUCUUUGUGCAGCCGCAUCAGAGAAUAACAAUGCUGCUGUCCAUGGGGUCAGUUCAGGUCAUAAUGAAGUCUGCAUUCAGGCUGUUUUUACUCUCCUUGAUAAUCUUGGGCAAUGGGUUUAUGAUGUGGAAGAAGAUCUCGCUCUCUCACAGUCUGUCCAGACAUCCACUUCCAGGCAACAGGCAGAUAAACUGAAGGAGCAGAACAAUACGGAGCAGAUGCUCAUGCAGUGUAAGCAUGUUUCUGAGCUUUUGGCUGCAAUCCCUAAAGUGACCCUUGCUAGAGCAUCUUUUAGGUGUCAUGCUUACGCGAGGUCUCUGUUAUACUUCGAAUCUUAUGUCCGUGAGACAUCAGGAUCUUUCAACCCAUCCUCUGAAAAGAGUGGCGUCUUUGAGGAUGAAGAUAUUUCGUUCCUGAUGGAAAUUUAUAGUGGCUUGGAUGAACCAGAUGGUUUGUCCGGUUUUACUUCCUUACGUAAGUCAAAGCUCUUGCAAGAUCAUUUUUUGAUAAACAAGAAAGCAGGAAACUGGGCAGAAGUUCUAACUUCAUGUGAGCAGGCUCUGCAAAUGGAACCUACCCCUGUUCAGAGGCAUUCAGAUGUUCUUAACUGCCUGCUAAACAUGUACCAUUUGCAGGGCAUGGUUACAUACGUAACCGGACUAAUGACGAGUGUUCCUGAGUACAAGAAAAUGUGGUGCAUGCGAGGUGUUCAGGCUGCAUGGAGGCUUGGAAGAUGGGACUUGAUGGAUGAGUAUCUCAGUGGGGCUGAUAAGGAUGGCCUUAUUUGCAGUAGCUCUGAGAGUAAUGCUUCUUUUGACAUGGAUGUUGCGAAGAUUCUUCAAGCAAUGAUGAAGAAUGAUCAAUUCUCUGUUGAUGAGAAAAUCGCAUUGGCCAAGCAAGCUUUAAUUGGUCCUUUGGCCGCUGCAGGCAUGGACUCUUAUGCACGUGCAUACCCAUUCGUUGUGAAGCUUCACAUGCUGCGGGAGUUGGAGGAAUUUAACAUUCUUCUCGGAGGUGAAUCAUUCCUAGAAAAAUCAUUUCAUCUUGUUGAUCCGCACUUCCAAAAACUAAUGGAGAACUGGGAAAACCGACUCAAACUCACUCAACCAUCGAUCUGGACAAGGGAGCCAUUAUUGGCUUUCCACAGGCUUGUUUUUUGUGCCAGCAGGUCCAAUGUUUCCGUUGGAAAUUGCUGGAUACAGUAUGCUAAGCUUUGCCGAUCUGCUGGUCAUUAUGAGACCGCAAACAGGGCAAUCUUAGAGGCCAGUGUUUUAGGUGCACCUAAUGUCAAUGUUGAAAAGGCAAAGCUUCUCUGGAGCACUAGACGAACCGAUGGUGCCAUUGCAGAACUCCAACAAACGCUUCUUAGUAUGCCUGUUGAAGUUGUUGGUUCUGCAGCAAUGUCAUCAAUCACUAGCCUUUCAUUAGUUCCAUUGAACUCUCCACCUCUACUCUCUAGUACACAGGCAUUAAAUGAGAAGAGGAAUGUUGCCAAAACUCUCCUGCUAUACACGAGGUGGAUACAUUAUACUGGUCAGAAGAAGAAGGAAGAUGUUAUAAAUCUAUACUCUAGGGUGAAGGAACUCCAACCAUCGUGGGAAAAUGGUUACUUUUAUAUGGCAAAAUAUCGUGAUGAACUGCUUGUUGAUGCAAGGAAGAGACAGGAGGAUAAAGCGGAGCUCCUUUCCAGGGUAGGGCCAUCAAAUUUAAACCCAGUUUCUUCUCCGAGCUUGAAUGCCGAGAAAUCUUGGUGGUCUGAUCUCCCUGAGGUAUUGUUAUAUUAUGCUAAGGGCCUUCAUAGGGGCCAGAAAAAUCUUUUCCAAGCGCUUCCAAGAUUAUUGACUCUCUGGUUUGACUUUGGGUGCAUUUACCAUCAAAGUAGUGCUGACUCUUCCAGAGACAUGAAAACCAUCCAUGGAAAGGUUAUGACUGUCAUGCGAGGUUGUUUAAAGGAUUUGCCCCCCCAUCAAUGGUUGACCGUUUUGCCUCAACUUGUUUCUAGAAUUUGCCAUCAGAAUGAAGACACUGUUCGUUUGGUGAAGCACAUAAUUACUUCUGUUCUACAUCAGUAUCCCCAACAAGCUCUUUGGAUCAUGGCAACUGUCACUAAAUCAACAGUUCCUUCAAGGAGGGAUGCUGCUGCAGAGAUUAUUCAAGCUGCUAAAAGAAAAUCGACUGACAAGGGCAUGAACUCUUUGUUCACACAAUUCGCUACCCUGAUUGAUCAUCUAAUCAGGCUGUGUUUUCAUGCUGGUCAACCAAAGGCAAAAACAAUCAACCUCUCAACUGAAUUUAGCGCUUUGAAGAGGAUGAUGCCAUUGGAGAUCAUUAUGCCAACCCAACAAUCACUCACUGCAAACCUACCCUCAUAUCAUAUGCCAUCUGAUAGUGUUGCAUUCUCUCUGUCAGAUCUUCCGACUAUAUCUGGAAUUAGCGACGAGGCUGAAAUACUGUCUUCACUUCAGCGUCCAAAGAAAAUCAUUCUUUUAGGAAGUGAUGGAAGUGAGCGGCCAUUCCUUUGCAAACCAAAGGAUGACUUGAGGAAAGAUGCACGCAUGAUGGAAUUCAAUGCAAUGGUUAACCGGUUGCUGUCUAAAAGUCCUGAGAGUCGGAGAAGGAAGCUUUACAUUCGCACAUUUGCAGUGAUCCCAUUAACAGAAGACUGUGGUAUGGUUGAAUGGGUCCCACAUACACGUGGUCUUCGACAGAUUCUCCAAGACAUAUAUUUAAGCUGUGGAAAGUUUGAUAGACAGAAAACAAAUCCUCAGAUUAAGCGCAUCUAUGACCAAUGCCAAGGAAAAAUACCUGAAGAUGAACUUUUGAAGAACAAAAUUCUUCCAAUGUUCCCCCCAGCUUUCCACAAAUGGUUCCUAAACACAUUUUUUGAACCGGCUGCUUGGUUUAGGGCUCGGGUAGCAUUUGCACACACUACUGCUGUUUGGUCAAUGGUUGGGCACAUAGUGGGGCUCGGAGAUCGUCAUGGUGAAAACAUUCUGUACGAUUCUACAACAGGUGACUGUGUUCAUGUGGAUUUCAGUUGCUUAUUUGAUAAGGGCUUACUUUUGGAGAAACCUGAGCUCGUUCCUUUCAGGCUCACACAGAACAUGGUUGAUGGGCUGGGAAUAACAGGAUAUGAGGGGAUAUUCUUGAAAGUAUGUGAGAUAACACUUUCAGUAUUAAGAACACAUAGGGAGACACUGAUGAGCGUCCUAGAGACUUUUGUCCAUGAUCCUCUUGUGGAAUGGACUAAAUCUCAUAAAUCCAGUGGAAUUGAGGUUCAAAAUCCUCAUGCACAGAGGGCAAUAAGUAACAUUGAAGCACGUUUGCAAGGCGUAGUUGUUGGUGUUGGAGCUGCACCUUCUUUGCCCCUAGCAGUAGAAGGACAAGCUCGCCGCUUGAUAGCUGAAGCAGUGUGUCACAAAAAUCUUGGAAAAAUGUACAUUUGGUGGAUGCCCUGGUUUUAAGGCUUACCUUGUCAGCUGCAGCAGGCACGACUGAAUUGCUCUAUCAACUUGCAAACAUUUAAAGCCCGUCAGGUGCUCAAAAUCUAACAUUUGGCCGUUGAAUUCAAGGAUUGGAGGUGUAUGUUGUUGAGAAGUUGGAUUCAUUGCUCUCUCAUAAUUUUCGUCUAUUUCUCAUAGCACAAUUAAUGUCAACUAUGCCCUUUUGGACGUGCAUGAUAUUUGAAACAAAAUUUGGAUUCAUCGCUGGCCUUUUAUUAUAUAAUGACAUCCGGUCUUUGAGAACCCUCCCUUUGGCAACAAAGCAUUCGUUAUUCUUGCUGUCGUUCCUAAGUGGACAACCCAUAUGCUGCAGCAGCAUCUUCACCAAACCCUUCACGGGGGAUUUCCCAUCUAAUCGCGCUGUGGUUUCCCACCCCACACACCACCCUAAUCUCGCUAGGCAGCUUAUCAUUAUCUCCACUUUCACAUCUUGAUCUAACCUCUUCAAACCACGGCAACAUGAUCAGAUAUGCUGUCCCCAAAUGCAUACCAUGCAAAUCUAACUCCACUCCCCACUCCUCUUUCCUCUCUGUUGCCAGAUUGAGAACCACAGAGCGCUCUUCCCUGCUAAGGUUAGCCACCAACUCUUCUAGGGAAAGAGGCAAAUCCUCAUUAUUCUUUAUGCUGUCGUACAGCAAUAGGUUUAGUUUAGGGCAGGUGUUGAGCACCAAGUUGUAAGUCCUUAUUGAAGCCGUCACCCCCAAUCCUUCAUCUUUUGUAGCCAAGCUGCCAUCUCCAACAACUCACCAUGGGCCCCAAAAGAUGAAAGCACCAUGUUCGAAGUGACCGUCUCCAUCCGAAAUCCUUCUCUCUCCAUUUGAGUAACCAUCCUCCCCAUCUAUUCAAAUUGACCUAUUAUCCCAUACCCAUAAAUUAUACACCUGAACUCAAACCUGGAUAGCAUGAUCCCUGCCCUUCUCAUUUCCUUCAUCAGCUUCUCGGAUUCAGAAGGCAAACAGAUAUGAUAGAUGGCCUCGAUCAUGGACUUAUAUACGGAUUGCUUUAAGUAAAGCGAGGUUGGGCCUGAGAGGAGGAGACGCUACAACUUUGCGCAACAAUGGAGGACUGGUUCCCGUGACUUGUGCUUGGAUUGGGAGUUGAUUAGGUGACAGUAGAAGAUACACAGUAUGCGGUUCCCUCCAUUGCUUUAUCUGGAGAGUGUUUCUGCUGUUAGGGUCUCGGCUUCAUCAAAUUGUUUCUGUUUGUGUAGCAGGACAAUGAUGUCUGCUGCUAGCUUGGAAUUCCUACUGAACCUAGGGGCUUGUGAGAUCGCCAGAUAUAACCGCAAGUAAGGUCGUAAUUAAAUGUAUCUAUUUUGAAUAACUUAAAUACGAAUAUGUAUGCCUAAUUUGAUUUGCUUCCGAAUACAAACAUGUGUAAAUUGGACUCUAUCGGAUUUGGAUAUUCAAGUGCCAAUUAUUACAUAUAAAUAAUGUGUGUGUGUAUGUGUGUGUAUAUAUAUAGAGGGCAGUUCAUAUC
Messenger RNA from Cuscuta europaea, 9782 nucleotides. NCBI's taxonomy places the organism in Eukaryota, Viridiplantae, Streptophyta, Magnoliopsida, Solanales, Convolvulaceae. The record is from the annotation of a GenBank genome assembly.